This is a messenger RNA of Acanthopagrus latus (yellowfin seabream), 1757 nucleotides long. RefSeq names its product serpin peptidase inhibitor, clade E (nexin, plasminogen activator inhibitor type 1), member 1 (gene serpine1). The coding region runs from base 115 to 1290 and encodes 391 amino acids. Lineage: Eukaryota; Metazoa; Chordata; Actinopteri; Spariformes; Sparidae. The transcript has 9 exons. The record is from RefSeq and is a predicted model, not a curated record. Gene Ontology annotation, biological process: negative regulation of plasminogen activation; negative regulation of vascular wound healing; negative regulation of endopeptidase activity. Gene Ontology annotation, molecular function: serine-type endopeptidase inhibitor activity.
CUCAUUUAAGUCCCUCAGACUCAACAAGCAGCAAACGCGGCAGUAGCAGCAAAGGAGACUGAAGCUGAACCGAGACCUACUUUGCACCUACAUCUGACACAUUUCUGCCAAAAGAUGCUUUGCGUGUAUGCUUUCCUGUUCCUUAUCCUGAACGGCGUGGGACUGGGCUCUCUGCCGGAUAAACUGAAUGACUUCGGCCUGAGGGUCUUCACGCAGCUGGCCCAGAGCUCCCAGGACAAGAACGUGGCCUUGUCCCCGUACGGCGUGUCCACCGUCCUGGCCAUGGCUCAGCUCGGCGCUGCCGGGAGCACCCGCAAGGCCUUGACCACCGCCAUGGGCUUUUCUCUGCAAGAGCGAGGGAUGUCUCGGCAGCAGCGUCUCCUGCAUCGCGACAUGUCCAGCGAGGAGGGGGUGGAGACAGCCAGCGGGGUUAUGGUCGAGAGGAAGAUGAGUCUGGAGAAGGGUUUCCGCCGGGCCCUGGCCAAGGCCUUCCAGACCCACCCUCACCAGGUGGACUUCACCAAUCCAGACCAGGCGGUCGGCAUCAUCAACGCGUGGGUCUCGGACCACACUGCAGCUGCCAUCCCCGAGUUCUUGGUACCUGGAUCUCUGACAGAUGAGACCCGCCUGGUCCUUCUCAACGCUCUCCAUUUUCAGGCCCUCUGGAAGGUUCCCUUUGACCCCAAAAUGACGCAGGAGAGGAUGUUCCACUGUGCCAACGGGAGCUCUGUGCCCGUCCACAUGAUGAGACUCACCAACCGCUUCCACUACGGCGAGUUUGUGACGGCUGACGGUAUCGACUAUGAUGUCAUUGAGGUCCCAUACGAGGGCGACUCACUGAGCAUGCUCCUCGUGUCCCCCAUCGAGCCUGAAGUUCCACUGAGCGCGCUCAGCGCGGACCUAAGCAGCCAGAGAAUUCAGCAGUGGCGAGCCGAGCUGAGGAACGCCAAGAGACAGCUGGCCAUGCCCAGGUUUACUCUGAACUCCGAGGUGAAUUUGAAAGAUGCCCUGCUUAACAUGGGUCUGGGAGACAUGUUCAACCUGGCUACCGCUGACUUCACACGCAUCACCACUGAUGAGAGGCUGUGCGUGUCGAAGGUUCUGCAGCGAGUGAAGAUUGAGGUGAAUGAGCGAGGGACCAAGGGAGCUGCAGCGACAGCUGCAGUGAUGUUUUCUCGCAUGGCGGUGGAGGAGAUAACCCUGGACCGACCCUUCCUCUUCCUCAUCCAGCAUAAAAGCACAGGUACUGUUCUGUUCAUGGGUCAGUUCAACCAGCCUCAACAACAUUAAGCCACGCUGAAGACGUGCCUUCAUUCCACUGUGUCUGACUACUGCUGCUCAUAUGGCACAUGAUGACCAUUCCACCAGACGUACAAAGUGCAUACGACUUCUUCUGAUUCUACAGACUUGAGUCACUAGUUUAUUUAUAUGUUUGAUACAACAAGACAGAUGAUCGCAUCAAGAUUGACUGAGAUAGUAUUCUGCGUGGUCAUGCUUAUGCUGUUUAUUCAUUUCUCUGAAUAUUCGUGGUUGACAAGACAGAAAGAAAUAUGAAGGAAAGUAACUAAGUUGUGUACUGAUGUCUGACACAAUGAGCACCAAUGCACUUCACAAAGAGAGAUGUUUCUACAGGCUGCAUAUGUUUUAAAAAAAAUGUAUUUUGUAUCUAUUUUUACAAUGGCAAUGUUUAUUUUUGUUAUCGUCAUAUACAUGUGUAUUUUGCAGUAUUUAUAUUUAUUAAAAUACUAUGUUUUUAA